AUGUCCUCGUAUGGCUUAGUAACUCAUUUCUUAUUAGCACUGAAGAAUAUUGCAUUGUUUGGAGAGCUGGAAGAAGAGGGAGAAGAGGCUUCAGAGCUGGAAGAAGAGGGAGAAGAGGCUUCAGAGUUGGAUGAGGAAGAAGAGGCUUCAGGCCUGGAGGAGGAGGAAGAAGAGACUUCAGGGCUGGAGGAGGAGGGAGAAGAAGAGGCUUCAGUAUUACGUGAGAAACAGGAUUCAAUCUUUCAGCGUCAUUCUGAGGUAAAUACACAAUGUGGAGUUGAAGAAAAAAAUAAUGGUUUGGAGAUUGUUUUAAUUAAAGAGGUAGAAGAUUCUGAGCCAGAGGAAGAAAAAGGUUCAGAGUGGGAAAUGGAAGUAGUUUUAUCGUGGGAGGAAGGAGAGGACUCUGAGGUAGAAAAUGUAAAGACUGCCUCCCAGAUUGAGAAAAAAGAGGCCUCAGAUGGACUUAAAGAAAUUGCCUAUGAUUAUUUGGCUCAGGACUUUGAGAAGAAAAAAUUGGUGAAACAGCAGAUGGUACAAAAAACCCAGGAUAAAAAGGAAACAGCUAUGCCCAGAAACCAAGGAGUUGGGACAGUCUGUCCAACCUUGCGUUUGGCCUCUCCCUCAAAAUCACUAGAGAUAAGUUCUGAUAAGCAGAAAAGGCAUUUAAGUACAAAUUCGAGUACUCCAUCAGGAAUCACCAAAUUUUUAAGGAAGACUGAGAAAGAGCGACACAAAACUCUGCUAACAGAUGUGCAAACAUCUAAAGAAACAGACUUAAUACAAGAAACUGAAGAAAACUUUAGAAGAAAUGUAAUUAACAACUUUAGAGAGCUACAGGAGGAGGUUGCAAAUCUUAAAAAUUACCUUCCAGAGGUCUUCGGAAUAAAAAACUCAAUAGAUGUUCUGAAUAGCAGAAUAGACACACUUGAAGAGAGAAUGGACAAUCUGGAAGACCGAAUUGAAGAAUUCUCUAAGGAUACAAUGCAAAUGGCCAAACAGAUAAUAAAUAAAGAAAGGUCAAGAGACAUAGAGGAUAGAUCCAGAAGUUCCAACAUCCGUUUGAUAGGAAUUCCAGAAAAAGAUAAUAAAGAGAAUGGAGCAGAGGAAAUAAUUAAGGAAAUCAUUGAAGAAAACUUUCCAGAGCUAAAGGAUUCAAGUCUUGAGGUGGUCAGUGCUUACCGAAUACCUAGUAAGAUUGAUGAGAAGAGACUCACUCCUAGACACAUCUUGGUGAAAUUUGGGAAUUCCAGUGAUAAAGAAAAAAUCCUAAAGGCUUCCAGAAAAAGAGAAAUAACCUACAGAGGAACAAGAAUCAGAAUGACCGCAGACUUAUCGUUAGAUACUCUAGAUGCUAGAAGUCAGUGGAGCAAUGUCAUAAAAGUUCUGCAGGCAAAAGGCUUUACACCUAGAAUCCUAUACCCAGCCAAAUUGGCAUUUGAUUUUGAAGGUAAAACAAAGACAUUUUUUGAUAUUGAAGAGUUCACAAAGUUUGUUUCUUGCAUACCCUCUUUGAAAGAAUUACUGGAGGAUAUACUUUAGCAAUCUAGGGUGACUAUAAACACGUACACACAAUAUAUAUUACCUUCCUCCCACAGCAAGAGUCAAAAAGGAAAACGAAAUUAAAAUGCCACAUUUCUAUCCAGGAAGAUGGACUGUGAACAGUAUACUUGGGGAGUAGGGGAAAGGAAGGUUACAGAUACUACUUAGAUGUUGGUGAAGUUAAAGGGUGUGUGUUAAAAUUAGUGUUAAUCAUGGUAGCUUGUGCAAGAGUAGGCUUUCUAAACUAUUGGGGAGAGGGAGGGAAUCUGUCAAUGUAACCAUGGGGAGAGGUGGGGUGAAAGUAAUAGAAAAACAGGAAAAAAAGAUGGCAGGAUAAGUUAAAUAGGGAAAAUAUGCAAAAGUUGAACUUUUGUCACAAGAAGGUACUCAGUUUUAGAUCAUUUAUCAUGAUGUGAAUCUUGAAUCUUUAUAUUAAACCUUUUUCCUUUGAA
Leptonychotes weddellii (Weddell seal) is the source of this 1991-nucleotide messenger RNA. Lineage: Eukaryota; Metazoa; Chordata; Mammalia; Carnivora; Phocidae. The record is from RefSeq and is a predicted model, not a curated record.